Molecule: messenger RNA, 3933 nt
Organism: Mesorhabditis belari
Lineage: Eukaryota; Metazoa; Nematoda; Chromadorea; Rhabditida; Rhabditidae
Source: the annotation of a GenBank genome assembly
AUGGCUCAAUUGGAUUCUUUACUUGUGCAGGGAAUACGUUCAAUAGGACCAGAUGGAAGUGAUGCUCAUGUUAUAAAAUUUCAAAAUCCGUUAACGAUUAUUGCUGGUCCAAAUGGAUCUGGCAAAACGACCCUUAUUGAAGCGCUGAAUUUUAUAACAACUGAUACAAAGCCAUCUGGUCAAUAUCCGGCUUUUAUUCACAAUCUCGAGGUUUGUGGACGAGCGAGAGUAGAUGCUUUGGUGAAGCUGAAAUUUUUUGCCGCUAAUGGAAAACAAGUUACAGCGACAAAGCGAUUGAAUUUAUCACGAGCUCCAAGAACUAACAAAAUCACUGGAAAACAAGAUGAGAGCACUCUCGUCAUUGUGGAUCAACAUGGACAGAAGAUAUCCUUGUCAUCAAAAGUCGCAGACACAAAAACGGAGAUGAUCAACCUAUUGGAUGUACCGCGUGCCAUACUAACGAAUGUCAUUUUUUGUCAUCAAGAGAACUCAACUUGGCCUUUGGGGGAACCAAAGCAAGUAAAAGAGAAGUUUGACGCCAUUUUCGAGCUCUCAAAAUAUGUGAAGAUUCUCGAAAAGUUGCGCAAAAUGGCUAAAGACCAAACUCAGAGCUUGAACGUGAUACACGCCGAACUAAACCAUAUGCAAAGCAACUAUGAUGAUAGAUUAAAAAAAGAAGCAAAUCGUGAGGAACUUCAAGAUAGAUUGCUCAAACUUAAGCAAGACCUGGCUAAAUAUAAUGAGAAGAAACAAGAAGUAAUGCACAUUUUGAAAGAAGCCUCUGGGAAGGUGGAAGUGUACCAAGGGUUCAGCAAUGAGAGAACGCUGGCGACAUCUAAGUUAGAGAUGCAACUUGAACAGUUAAAACAUUUCGAUGUUCCCGAUUAUUCUGGUAGCGAAGAAGAGUUACUUGAAGCUAUUCAACAAAUCACCGACUCUUUUGAGUUCAAAAAUAUCGAAUCGCGUCGUAUCGCAGUUGAGAAACAGAUGGCGGAGUUAGAAGCUUCGAUUUCAAUGUUAGAAAAACAAAAGCGAAGUUUGGAGGCCGAACGUCUUGAUGUUCAUACGAACACUAAGAUGAAAGAAGACUAUGUUGACCAAAUAGCUAAUUUACAAAAAAUGAUUCGGAAGGAAUACGAAUUUCAAGCUACAGACAUAAUUUCUGCGAUGGAAGCGUUCAUAGAAGAAGAAGGAGCACGUCUGGAACAAUAUCGAGCUCACCAACAGAAAGAAAGACAGAAUUUGGAGACGCGCAAAAACGAUUUGAUGGAAAAACGACAAAAAGCGAAACACGAAAUUCGGAGCAAAAAAGAUCAAGAGAAAAAGCUUGAAACAGACAUUGGUAUACUGAACACAAAAAUCAACGCAGUCUCCUCAGGACAGAACGAAUUGCAAAGCCUGCAAAAAAGAAUUGUUGCUAUUGAGAAAGAGCGAAGCGAUUUGGGAGAAGUAGACCUUUCAGCUCUUGACAAAAUAAAGCAAAAACGUGAUAAAGCCCAAGAUGAGUUGACUAGACUGAAAGAUCAAUGUGCAGCCGCGGAAGUUUUUGAAGAAGCUGAGCGAUCGUUGGUCCGAUUAAAACAAGAAAUGAGGGAAGCAGCCAAAAAGCUUGACGAACUCACUGCAAAGAAUACGGCUGAUUUAACACUGGUUUUUGAUACGGAGGAUCAGUCUUUCCCGAUUAGCGCUUCAAUCAAGGACAAAGUAGUGAGCGUUCGAAAAGAAUUGGAUUUCGCUAAUAAGGAACACAAUUCGAUUGAAGUGGCACUAGAAUUGGCGAAAAGUGCUGAACAACGAUACACUCAAGAACAAAUACAGCUUGAAAAUCAAAUCAAGGAACUAGAGAAAGAGAUAGGAGAGCUAACCGAUCUUACGCCACCUGAAAAAGUAUCAUUGAGAUUAGCCGAGCUCAGGACACAAUUGAGAAAUAACCAAAAAGAACUCAAUCCUUUGGAGUCAAAGUUCGAGCUCUAUGAAACUUGGAUCGAAGAAACGGAAGCCAAAAAUUGCUGUCCUCUAUGUGACCGCCGAUUCGCCUCAAAGAUGGCUAAAAAUGAGCUUGUGGAAAAGUUAACUAAUCUCCGUGUAUCGACUCCCAGGGAAAUAGAACGCCUUUCUGAGGCAGUCACCGCUUUGGACGAUCAGGAGAAAAGUUUUGCAAAAGCCGAGGAAAACUUUCAAAAGCUAAACUUGCUAACGGAAAAAUUGCGGAAGCUGCAAGUGGAAAGGAAAGAGAGUGAAUCCAAGGUGACGGAAACGGAGAAGAGAUUAAAGAAAAUCAAGAAUGAACUGACUCUUGUUCAGAAGAGCAGCGAAGCCUGUAAUCGGAUUUUGGUCGAUGCUGCAAUAAUGGAUUCUCUGGACCUUCAGAUACAAAAAGCCAAGAAUGACAUUAGCGAGACUGAACAUUCGCUUAGUCAAAGGUUAAAGGCUGGUCGUGGUUACUUGGAAUUGAAACAAGAAAGACAAGAGUUAGAGGAAAAGAUCUCGUCAUUGUUGGGUGAAGGCGACAAGCUUCAAUUGGAAGCUAAUAAAAGAAAUAAGCUUUCUGAGGAGCUUACGCAACUACAAUCACAAAGACUUGUAUUGGGAGACAAUGCUGCCAAUCUUGCCCAUUUUGAGAAUCAACUAAAGGAGAAAGAAGAAGAGGUUGCUGAGCUGUCUUCUUCAAUUUCCAGUUUAGAGACACUGCUGCCCGAACUUUGUGAGGAAGAAUCGGACGCCGUCAAAGCUAUUAAAGUCCACGAUAAAAACACAAAAGUCGAGGAAAUGAAGAAAGAAGAACAAACUCGGGAACUUGGCCAAUAUAAAGUCGAUCUCGAGAAAUUAAACAAGAGCCUUGAGUGUUGUGAGAAAAAACUUGAAAAACAAGGUGGUGUACAAAGCGAAUACGAUGAGUUGAACGAGAAAAUGACUCAAGCGUCUCAAAAAUUGGGUGACUUGAAGGGACAAGUCAAUGCUCCUGAUCAUUUGAAAGAAAAACGGCGUCGACUUGAGGAUCAACGUUCGAGGAUGGUAAUUAUGAAGAACGUGGAAAAGUGCAAUGCAACUUUGGCGAAGGAAUGGACGGGUGAAGACAUCCAAGCUAUAAAAACAGCAGCACGAGAAGCCCAGAUUACACACGAUUUGUGUGUUAGGAGAAUUGGUGAGAAGGAUGGUCUGCGAAAGGAAAUUGAGAAGAACCUCGAAAGUCUGAAAGCCGAAUUGAAUGAGUCUCGUUUUUCGAAGAGUGAUGAUAAACUCCGAAAAAAACUCGUCGAAAAAGUUGUGGCAGAAUGUGCACAAGAGGAUUUGAAAAAUUACGCCACAAAAGUCGAGCAAACCUUGUUGGUUUUUCAUCGCUCGAAAAUGGAGGCCAUUAACGAAAUAUUAGAAAACCUUUGGAGGAGAGUGUACCGUGGAACGGAUAUUGAUACGAUUCGAAUCAAGUUCGUUGUAUUCUUGCUUUAUUUAGUGAUCAUCAUUUUUGGGUCUGAAUUGUCAGAGGGAUCGGGUGCACGCACAAAAUAUGAUUAUCAAGUGAUGAUGGUACUCGAAAAUGGAGUCGAAGUGGAGAUGAGAGAUCGAUGUUCGGCUGGACAAAAGAUGCUUGCCUCAAUUUUAAUUCGGAUUGCUCUUUCCGAUGUGUUUGGUUCGCAAUGCUCGAUAUUGGCUCUCGAUGAACCGACGACGAAUUUGGAUGUUCAAAAGAUCGACGACAUGGCUGCGAUGAUAAUUGAUUUGAUCAAUGCGAGAAGCGUUGACGGUGGUGAUGAUGAUGAGGAAGACAAAAAGCCAAAACGGCGGCAUUUUCAGAUGAUCAUUAUCACUCACGAUGAAAGAUUUGUUGCCACGUUAAAGCGCGACGUUCGACCAGAAAUCAUCUAUCAUGUCUCGAAAAAUGAAGAUGGGAAAAGUCGAAUUGUUCAAGAAACAAAUUUCGGUGAAAGGAAU